GAAUGGUUGUCGGGUUUCAGCCUGUCUUACCCUGGUCAUGUCUCUGAGUGCUGACUAAUGUGUUCAUCAGAACAUUCGAUGUAUGUUAAAAUAAAAGUUAAAUGAAUACAAUUAAAAGAAACAAUAUGACUGGCUCUAUAUUCACUUGGAUGACGAUGCCCAUGUUUUAAUGCGGUUAAGUAUCACUGAAGCUACUCCAGCUUGGCAUAGAACACAGAAGCCUAUUAUGUUGGAGGUUUUUGGAAGGUUUCUGGAGCUGCUGCAGACAUGCAUUGCAUCCUAAACAGGAUGUUUAGCCACCAUCGAUACACACCUAGCAUCUCAAACAGUGGGCCAUUUACAUUUUCUGUCAUUGAAACUCCAGAUGUUUGUAAUACCACUAAUGUCACUAUUUUGCUAUGGUAUUUUUUACCCAUACGUUAAUUUAAAGUCCUUUAAAGGAUGAUUCUGUUUUCCUCUUUGAAACAAAUGUUGAAAUGAUCUGUCGUACACACCUUUCACAACUUGUUUGUGAGACCUUGUUCUCCAAUGGACAUCAUAUGGAAAAAUGCCAGCGCUCAGAGGGGGGUGGUGGGGUUAACCAAACAGACAAGUUGUAGCUUAGCAACCAUGUCUGCACAGGGAGAUCCCCAAAGAUUUGUGAUCCAGAGGAAGAAGAGAGAGAGGAAGAGAUAAGCGAGUUUGAAGUUAGAUAGAGCAAUUCCCCCAGCCUAACAGGAAUUUUCAGAUGAAAACUCCCUCUUGUUCUGUAAACAAAGCCUGUGAUUUAGUUGUAGCUGAGAGAUGGGAAAAGGCAGUGAAGGACGGCACAGCACCUUGGUGAGUUGUGGGCAGAGUGAGCAUUGAGACCCUGCCUGGGGAAGAUUCCUAUGGCCGUACACUUCCUCUCUGAGUCUGAAGCUGCCAAGUGCUUUCUUUCUCUUUCCUUUUUCCUCUGACCUUGGCAGACUGAUUCUGCCAUCUUCAGCCCAACACUUUCUCUUGGGGUCUCUCUCUCUCCCUCUCUUUCUCCAUUUUUCUUUCUCUUAUUGCCCCCGUAUUCCUUCUGGAAAGUGAUGGCGGCCAACAAACCGAAGGGGCAGAACUCUCUGGCCCUACACAAAGUGAUCAUGGUGGGGAGUGGAGGCGUGGGGAAAUCUGCUCUCACGCUGCAGUUCAUGUAUGAUGAGUUCGUGGAGGAUUACGAGCCCACUAAAGCAGACAGCUACAGGAAGAAGGUGGUUCUGGACGGGGAGGAGGUGCAGAUCGACAUCCUGGACACGGCCGGGCAGGAGGAUUACGCCGCCAUCAGAGAUAACUACUUCCGCAGCGGAGAGGGAUUCCUCUGUGUCUUCUCAAUCACAGAGCUGGAGUCAUUCGCCGCCACAGCAGACUUCAGGGAGCAGAUCCUGCGGGUGAAGGAAGAUGAGAACGUCCCCUUCCUGCUGGUGGGGAACAAGUCUGACCUGGAGGACCGCAGACAGGUGUCUACCGACGAGGCCAAGGUUCGUGCCGACCAGUGGGGCGUCAGCUAUGUGGAAACCUCUGCCAAGACCCGUGCCAAUGUGGACAAGGUGUUUUUUGACUUGAUGCGUGAAAUAAGAGCGAGGAAGAUGGAGGACAGCAAAGAAAAGAAUGGCAAAAAGAAGAGGAAGAGUUUGGCGAAGAGGAUUAGAGAGAGAUGCUGCAUUCUAUAAUGACUGGGUGACUUGUGCUUGUUAUGCCAACUCCAACCCACCCCCCACACCCCCCACCAGACUCCGCUCUCCUCUGCUUCCCACUGCCCUCGUCUGACCCCCUACACACCCACCCCCAACCCACCCCACCCCACCACCUUCCUCCUCCAACUGCCAAGGACACCUGUGACACUGUCUGUAGGUUGUGGGCAUUGGCAGAUCAACUUCCAAGGUUUUAUGGCUAUUGGUUUUAUCCACAGGAUAUGGCUGGGUGGGUUGCGUGGAUCAAAGCAAAACUGAAUCUAAAGGAAAAAAUGUGAAGCAUCAUGGAGAGGAAUCAGUGAGAGGCAUACUGAUUGUUGACCUUUUUUUUUUACUUUGUGGUUUGGCACAGAUAUGACAAACUUAAUUUUACUCAAGGACUACACUAUAUAUUGAUUUUCUUUUUGUUAUUCUAACAAGACAGCUAUUGGCUUUUUACAUUUAGUGAAUGCCGCUUCAAGGAUGACAUUUUACAUAUUCUGUAACUAGGCAACGUCUUUCCAUGCUCGUGUCACAAAUUGAGGCAAUAUAAUAAUGUUGUUGCAGCACCUCACCUGAAUUUGGCGUGCAAACUGUUGCCCCAGUUCCGCAAUCAUGUUGUUCAGUUGCUGUAAAAAAAAAAAAAAAAACAGCACAGGGGCAAUCUCCUGCCUCAACGCACACUACUCUUAACUCUUAAGCUUUCCCUCAGAUGGAUGUUAUGGAAAGCCCUAUGUAUGCCCCUGUUUGUUUUGGAAGGAAGUUGGUGGAAGGCUGCUGUUUGCAUUCAGGUCAUAUUUUUAUUGUACUUUGAACAUGUUGCCUUAAUUUUCAGAGUACAUCAGAACAUGGCCCUGCAUUUGACUGAGCCUCACCCAGAUCCCCUCUCCAUGAGUGGGCGUCUACCAAAAGCACACUCCUGUAUUCAAGGUUCAACUUGAAAUCUGCAGGCAUUUUGCAACCAACAUUGAAAUGUCAUUGUGAUAUUUUAUCUGUUUUGUUUAACUCUACAUUUUGUUUAUCAUUUUGUUUUACUUAUGCAAGAGGAUUUUGAGAAAUUGUAUUCUAUGUGUAAAUGAUGAUGGAAAAGGGUUCUUUUAAAAGCUAUUUAAAGACAGGAUGUUGUGAAGCACUCUAAAAUGAACCUUCUCUAAAAGUACUCUAAUCUUGCUCAACCAUCUUUCCAAAUGUGCAACAGCCACAACUAAGUAAGUGGAGGAAUGCAUAGAUUAAUCCCAGUGUAUACUUCAAGGGCUAUUCCUUUUGGCUGUGUACACGUGGAGUAGUGUUGAAAGAUGGACCCUUUCAUCUCAAGCAAGUGAGAUGAUUCAAACUGGCCAAGCCUUUGUAGAAAGAAACUGACAGCUCAUUAGCCACUCAUCAUUGUUAAACAGCAAUGCCAAUAUUUAUAUUUAUGUAACCUAAUCAAGUGUGACAGCAUUCGCAAAGUAUCCUGUGCAUCCUCAUACAAUUGAAUGAGAGUUUACAGGGCUAUAAGAGUGAAGAUAUCUGCAUUUCAGAGCAGAUUGGGGAUAGGGGUAGGAAUACUGAAAGUGAUAUGAACCACAAAUACUAAAGGUGUACUGGUGAAACAUUUCAUAAUGCUUGUUCACUGUUUACUUUUUAAAAAGCCUGUCCACCUCUCUCUAAAAAAAAUGUGUUAACGCUUUAGCCAUGGUAUUUUGGUGUACCCAAACGGUCAUGGUGACCAGAUGUCCUUAAUAAAUACACUGUUGUAAUUGGUUGUUCAGAGCAAGUCAGGUGCCAUGAAGCUGCAAUGGACUGUAUAGCUAGCUAGCUGAUGCUCCUGGUGCCCACAUUCUAAUCGCAUCGCUUUGAGCAAACUAACUUAAAAAGGAAGAGAAAAAAAAUGAGAAAAAAGGCUUCGGUUGUAAUAAACAGACUCAAGUCUUUGAAUGUGUUUUGAAAUAUUGUACAUUGCUAUCUAUGAUGAAAACAGACAACAAAUACCCUGUGUUUAUAAUGUAAAGACAAAAGUUAUUUUGGUGCUCAAUUAUAUUUGGCUGUGG
Engraulis encrasicolus (European anchovy) is the source of this 3706-nucleotide messenger RNA. RefSeq names its product ras-related protein Ral-A. Lineage: Eukaryota; Metazoa; Chordata; Actinopteri; Clupeiformes; Engraulidae. Gene Ontology annotation, biological process: Ras protein signal transduction; regulation of exocytosis. Bases 1056 to 1676 code for a protein of 206 amino acids. The record is from RefSeq and is a predicted model, not a curated record. Gene Ontology annotation, cellular component: plasma membrane. Gene Ontology annotation, molecular function: GTPase activity; GTP binding; GDP binding. The transcript has 5 exons.